Messenger RNA from Lingula anatina, 2370 nucleotides. RefSeq names its product transmembrane protein 135. NCBI's taxonomy places the organism in Eukaryota, Metazoa, Brachiopoda, Lingulata, Lingulida, Lingulidae. The record is from RefSeq and is a predicted model, not a curated record.
UUAUGUAUUUGAUUUUAUUUUUUUCUAUAUGACGGUGACAUAACUUCAAUAUAACACAAUAGAACAGUCUAUUCCUGGUGAAAACAUCAUCAUUUAUAAUCCUUUGUGCGAUCGAUUGCCUUAGAGGUAGUUCAUACUUAUAUAUAAAUAAGUUGCCGGCGAGUACGCCUCUCAUACGCUUAUAUUAUAGAUAUGUCUUACAUCAUGUCAUACGUAAGGGGAUGAGGAAUGAGCACAAAUUUUCAUUGAGACAGUGCUUUUCUAGGUAGAAAGGGUACAACAGACCUUCAUAGGGAGUUUAGAGGGAGCUCUUUAGUAUAUGUACAUGUUUAGCAUGCUAAAUAUGCCUACAUGUAUUUUCAACCCAACAAUAUAAUAUUGACCUUUUGAACUUACGAGUAUGUGCGCCCUAUAGAAAAACAAUGGUAGGCCUAUAUUAACUGAUAAAUCUGUGCCCGGACAGUGUUGUGUCUGUUAUCGGAACAUAAUUACAUAUACUAGAACUUAAUCGUGGCCACGAGUGUACACUUAACCUAGUUCUACUGUCAUAGUGAUAAGGAUGAUACCGUAUAAAACCAUAGUCGCCAUGGACGUAUUCAGGAUUUUGCUUAAGGGAGCGGGGAUGCUUCACAAACAAAAAAAAUCUAGAUCUAAUUGUGGCAAAAAUAAGGAUGUGGGCAAUUUUACUAAUAAUAGCUAUCCGCCACUGUGGAAAGAGCUAUUCAGCAAAGAUUGUUUCCGUUUUGCCUCUUUCCUUGGUCUCUACCCGGCAUUGUACAACUUGUUUCUUAAACUAUGUCAGAAUUACGAUCUGAAGAAGAAUGGAAUGAACUACGUCAUAUCUGGGGGUAUUGCUGGCCUGUCACUCUUUGUGGAGAGCAAUAUGAGACGAAGAACUAUUGCUCUGUUUGCACUGGCCCGUGCUGUAGGUGUUCUUGCAGAUGCCGCAAACCGCCAGGGCGUGGUCCGCCCUAUUCCCCAUGGUUACACCACCCUGUUUUGCCUCUGUUGUUCUUUCAUGGUUUACUGCACCGCCCUUAAACCACAACUGCUACAAAAAGGCUACUACUACUCGGUACUCAAGUGGUCCAGAGACUACACGAACUCUAACCUGGAGAAGGUGUUCAGAAAGCAAGGAAGCGUGUUCGUCUCGUGCGCGCGUGGUGAAAUCCACGACAAUACGUGCACUAGACAUGCCUUCCUUGACUUGCUGCAAAGCUGGCCGGGGUUUGCCAAGUUGUAUCUACCUAUUCAUGUGGCGCCAAUUCUUCUGUUCAAGAGAAAACUUUUACGUCAACAGCCUAAAAAAGUACUCAAGUCCCUAUUGAAGAACGUUGUGAUGUCAGCCACCUUUCUGUCAGCAAUGGUAAUGCUAGCCAAGUACGUUAUAUGUUUGCUUAGGAAUAUGUCGGGCAAGCCUCCCCCACUGCCGGCAUACAUCCCACUACUGGCCGGCCUCACUUGCGGACUGAGUGUUUUAUUUGAGAGGGCGUCUCGAAGAAAGGAACUUGUCAUGUUUCUUAUUCCUCACACCAUCAAUGCUCUCUUUCUACUAGGGUUGGAAAAGGGCUUUUGUAAGUACAUUCCUUAUGGGUCCGUUGUGGUGUUUGCAGCAUCCAUGAUGCCUAUUAUGCACGCGUAUGAGCGUGAGCCAGCAACGCUCACUCCUUUUAUUCGUGGAAUUCUGAGAUAUUUUGUGUCGUAGAUUGUUGAGACUUAUUAAUUGCGCCAGGUGUGCCAGGAAUACCGUCUCAACUCUGGGAUUCUCUAUGAUUGUGAAUGCCGUGGAAGUCUAUGAUGCAAGCACAGAAACGCAAAAGAUGGAUGAUUUACUGCGGCAAUAUACAAACACGUCGAAGACUAAGGAUAUCUGGAAUAUUUACAUAUCAAUAGAGAAAAAUUUUACGAAUAGAUUAUUUUGAAAUCGUACUGAUCAUCUGGUGGAUGUGUUCAAGUUCUGUAAAGUGUGGUAUUGAAUGUAUAUCACAUCGGUAUUUCAUACACUGCUCAGAUUAGCUUUAUUAUACCAUUCACUCGUGACCGAUUAAAUUUUAUAUAACGUUGGUGACCAAUUGCAAUGCCUCCAAUCUUUACCUCACCCUGAAUAAAGGCAGAGGCCCAGCGAUUGCGAAGUGCGGUUUUAUAAGUGAAAGGGUUCCAAUGUGAAUAAAUGAAUAAUAAUAAUAAUAAUAAUAAUAAUAAUAAUAAUAAUAACAUCAUCGGUGGUUCUUGACCUGCCGAUCCAUGCAUCUUGGUCCCCGCUUUCCAUAUUGAAAUCGACUGAAGAGCUCUACCUACCGUGGAUGUUUUGUACCCUCUACCAGGGCGACAGAUUGAUUUUUCACAAGAUAUUCACAGAUAUAUCUUUAG